UCGGGAGGCUGAGCGGCGGCAGUACGAGCGCCCGCAGCCCUGUUUCCCAGGCGGGGUGACCAGAUCGGCGUCGAGGCCUCGCUGCAGCCGGCGCGCGGGGGCCGGGGGCUGCCCGGGCCGGCCGGUUCUUCGGGCCCCGGGGAGGCCCCGGGGGGCCCGGGAAGCCAGGCUGCCGCGCGGCGUUGAUGAAAAAGGAUGACCGUGAAGCUGGGCGACGGCGGCGGCGGCAGCGAGGACGGGCUCAAGAAGCUGGGCAAGCGGCCGGCCGACGACGAGGCCCCAGGCGCGGGCGGCGCGGGCGCGGGCGAGCACGGCGGCGGCACAAAGGGCACCGGGCCGCAGUCCCCGCAGCGGGGCGGCCCCCAGGACCAGCACCACUUCCUUCGGUCCAGCGUGCGGCCGCAGAGCAAGAGGCCCCGGAAGGACGCGCCGGGUGCAGUGGGCGGCGGCGCGGGCGGCCCCGGGCCCCGCGGGAAAGGAGCUGAUGGUAGCGGAUCAUCGUCUGGAAGUGUGUCUGGGGUUGCCCCCGCCGCCCCUGCAGGGGGCUCGCGCUCCUCCUCCCGGAACCUAGGGUCUUCAGGUGGUGAGAAGGAGGAAGGCAAGAAGGUCCGGCGUCAGUGGGAGUCGUGGAGCACCGAGGACAAGAACACCUUCUUCGAGGGGCUGUACGAGCAUGGGAAAGACUUUGAAGCCAUCCAGAACAACAUCGCUCUGAAGUAUAGGAAGAAGGGCAGGCCUGCGAGCAUGGUGAAGAACAAGGAGCAGGUCCGGCACUUCUACUACCGCACCUGGCAUAAGAUCACCAAGUACAUCGACUUCGACAAUGUGUUCUCCCGAGGGCUGAAGAAGUCAUCGCAGGAGCUGUACGGCCUCAUCUGCUAUGGCGAGCUGCGCAAGAAGAUUGGGGGCUGUAUGGACGACAAGAACGCGUCAAAGCUGAACGAGCUCAUCCAGGCUGGGGCCACCACGGUACGUUACAAAGGGAGAAACCUGCGGAUCAAAGCACCCAUGUGCCGGGCCCUAAAGAAGCUCUGCGAUCCAGAUGGCUUGAGUGACGAAGAGGACCAGAAGCCAGUGCGCCUGCCCCUGAAAGUCCCUAUAGAGCUGCAGCCACGGAACAACCAUGCCUGGGCCCGCGUGCAGAGCCUGGCCCAGAACCCACGCCUCAGGAUGAUCGUGGAGCUGCACCGAAAGGUCUCCAGCCUCAUCGAAUUCCUGAAGCAGAAGUGGGCGCUCCACGAAGUGCGAAUUCGGAAGACCCUCGAGGAGCGGCAGCUGCAGGACUCGUGUGCUGCGCCCACUCAGGAGAAGGUGACGCUUCACCUGUUCCCCAGUGAGAACUGCACGCUGACGCCACUGCCAGGUGUGGCCCGCGUGGUGCACUCCAAGGCCUUCUGCACGGUGCACUGGCAGGAGGGCAGCCGGUGCAAGCAGAGCACAAAGGACGCCCAUGCGCUGCCCCCAGCCCAGAUCCUGGGCAUCCAGAGUGGGCAGGGCACAGCCCGGGGCCAAGUGAAGUGCCCGCGGGGCAGUGCUGAGGGCAAGAGCGGGGGACGGCCUCCUCCCACCGCUGACACCUCGCAGAGCUCUGGAGAGAGCUCCCCUGAAAGUGUCCCUGGGGAGGGGGCUGCCCCGAGCCUGAGUAGCCCAGAUGCUCCGGACCGGCCUCCCCCCAGGCACCAGGACCCUGAACAACAUCUUGAGAAGACUCCUACAGCGGGCAGGGACGGCCCCACCCGAGAGCCGGGGCCCUUGCCAUGUGCCUGUGGCCACCUCCCAGACCUGGAGGACGAGCUCUCACUCCUUGACCCCUUUCCCCGCUACCUGAAGUCCUGUCAGGACCUCAUCGUCCCUGAGCAGUGCCGCUGUGCGGACACUCAGCCCGGGAGCGAGCACCCUCUCCCUGCAGGAGCUCCCUCCCCAGAUGCUCCUGCUCCCCACAGCAGGGAGGCUGCUGACCUCGCCCCACUUGGCCUGGACCCUCAGCCCAGCCCUGGCCCUGGGCUCCUGCCAGAUGUUUGCACUAAAGACUCAGCAGAUGCACCUGCAGAGGAGCCCCAAGAGAAAGGGAGUCCCUCAGAGCCCCCACUGCCUCAGGGACAGCCUGCUGCCAGGCCCCUAAAGGAGGUCCCUGCUAGCCGGCUGGCCCAGCAGCUCCGUGAGGAAGGCUGGAACCUGCAGACCUCCGAGAGCCUUACGCUGGCUGAAGUCUACCUCAUGAUGGGCAAGCCGAGCAAGCUGCAGCUGGAGUAUGACUGGCUGGCCGUGCUGGGCCCUGAGGACCAGGGUCCCUGCCCUGGCCCCCCGCCCGCCACUCUCCACAAGCAGCGUCUCCUCAGCUGCCUUCUGAGGCUCAUCUCCACCGAGGUCAACCCCAAACUGGCUCCAGAAGCCAAUGCCAUGUCCAUGGCCUCGGUGAGGCCUGCCCAGGAGGAGCAGUCGACGACUCCCCCAGGGAAGAUGGUGACCAUCAGCUCCCGGAGCCCCCGCUGCCCUCGGAACCAGGCCACCCUCCGCAGCAAGACUUUCUCACCCAGCUCUGCACCUUGCCCCUCAGGUUUGAGAAACCCUCCAAGACCCCUCUUGGUGGCUGGUCCCUCCAGCACAGGAAGCAGUGACUCAGAUGGUGGCCUUUUCGCUGUCCCAACAACUUUGCCACCUAACAGCCGACACGGCAAGCUCUUCUCUCCUAGUAAGGAGGCAGAACUGACUUUCCGCCAGCAUCUGAGCUCCAUCAGUAUGCAGUCAGAUUUCUUCUUGCCAAAGCCCAGGAAAUUACGGAACCGGCACCUGCGGAAGCCAUUGGUGGUCCAGAGAACACUGCUUCCUAGACCGUCUGAGAGCCAGCCCCACAGCGUCUGCUCCUUCUCCGUCCUGUCUAAUUCCUCCGUCACAGGGAGAGGUUCCUUCCGGCCCAUCCAGUCUUCUCUGUCCAAAGCAGCUCUGUCUCGGCCAAUUGUGCCCAAGGUCCUUCCACCCCAGACCACGAGUCACCUGGCCAGUGCUAUUGACUUAGCAGCUAAAAGUGCCGGCAUCAUCCCUGGGAGCCCCCUCCCUGUCUUGGAUUCUGAGGGCUUGUCUGGCGUCUCUCCACUGUCUUCAGACAAGGUGACAGCUGCCGUCUCAAGUCAGGACUGCACUGGAACCCACCAGAAUGGAGACCCUAUCCCUGCCGUGGGGGGCACAAGCAACCCAUUCAUCAGCGUCCCCUCAAGGCCUGAGCAGGAGCCUGUGGCAGAUGGUUUCCAGCAGGGUGCAUCCAUUCUCUCCUUGUCCGAGCUGCCCAAGGCUCCUCUCCAGAACGGCCUCUCCACACCCCUGCCUUCAACAGAGACCUCCAGCACCCGGCUCUCUCCGCCCAACGUCUCUGCACUGCUGGACAUCUCCCUGCCUGGCCCACCCGAGGACGUGCUGUCGCAGGGGGAGCCCGCCACACACAUCAGCGACUCCAUCAUCGAGAUUGCCAUCAGCUCUGGCCAGUACGGUGAAGGGGUCCCUCUUUCUCCAGCAAAACUGAAUGGCAGUGACAGUUCCAAGAGUCUGCCUUCCCCGUCCAGCAGCCCCCAGCCAAACUGGAUCACUUCUCCCACCCACGACCCGCAGUGGUACCCCAGUGACUCCACAGACUCCUCACUCAGCAGCUUGUUAGCAAGUUUCAUCUCCCCAGAGAAGAGCCGGAAAAUGUUGCCAACUCCUGUUGGGACAAACAGUGGUACCUCCUUGCUUGGCCCCAGCUUGCUGGAUGGAAACUCGCGGGACUCAUUUGUGUCCAGAUCCCUGGCCGAUGUUGCAGAGGUGGUGGAUUCCCAGCUGGUGUGCAUGAUGAAUGAAAACAGCAUUGAUUACAUAUCUCGGUUCAAUGACCUGGCCCAAGAGCUAUCCAUCACGGAGCCUGGCCGCCGAGAGAUUCUAUUCGAUAACAGUGGAGGUGGCCCCCCCACUGGUGACCUCUCCCAGUGACCACACUUCAUGGCAGGGGCACUCUGCAGGCUGUAUGGGAGGGCUUACGGGCUGGUAGUCCUUAUCUGUGGUAGAUGAAACCUUCUUCAAACUAUAGAAAACAAAUCAAGCCCAGGACCCCACAGACAGUCUGAACAGAGGCACCUCUGCACCCCACAGUGUGCAACAUACAGGAAUAGCUGGUCACAGCCAAUUCCCAAUGAACAGAGGGCGGUGGUGUCCCAGGCUGAGGACAGGAACUGCCAUGGUGUGGGAGCGGCACCUCACCAGUGCCAGACGGCAUGAGGCUCUGCAGCAAUCCUGUUUCAGCCCACAUUCUGCCUCAUUGGCUGCGCUAGACAUUCGUGGGUUUUCUCUGUGGGAGAAGGGAGUGUGUAUGCCUUGGCCUUGUCAUUGCGUACUGGGGAGUUGCCAUCUCCCCUCCUUGCAGGGAGGCUCCGGGACAUUGCCACUGUCCUUUUGCCAAAUCUGUGCCACAGUGCAGCCAUUCUCUAUGUGGAUGACGGGGAGGACAGUGGCUGUGGCCUGGGCUCCUGCCUCUUGGUAUCCACACCCUGAGACAGCAGAUACUUCAGGGGGCAGCAGAAGGGUCCCAGGGCAGUGUCAGCAGUGCCAGCACCUCAAAAACACUGACCCUUGCUUAGUGCUUCCCAUCCAGAGGUUUUCUCCUGGCCGACUUAACAGGAAGGGGAGAGAACCAUGUCUUUUGCAGGCUGUGUGGGCUGCCUGUAUGAUCCUGCUAAGCAGGCUGAAAGUGUUAUUCUUGUGUUGUAAGAAUGAGGAAACAUGGGAGAGGAAGAACAGAGUCCCCUGUUUGGUUGGUUUUCUUCCCAUGUCCAUCUGCAGUUUUCUUCUAGGUGGUCUCAUGUUAUUUCUCUGGGAAGACCCUUAAGUACUACUACAACUACAGAUAAGGCUUCUUCAAUGCUGGAGGUAUUACUGUUUGGCACCUGAGACAAAUCUGUCUUUGCGGGGAAGGUCUUCUCUUCUCCCUUUCACUGGCAGUGGUAUGGGGUGUCCCCUGUGCACAUACUUAAUCCUUCACAAGUACCUUUGCCCACAGGCAGAAUGUUUCUCUUCUUCCAGGUCAGGGAACCGAGGCAAAGGUUCAGACAUCCAGAUGUGGUCAGAGCUCACCAAACUCUUGUCCUUUUGGUGGUUUCUUCCUCAACCCCCAUUAGGUGACCAGUUGUCAUUCCUGGGGAUGGUCCAACAUCCAGUCUUUCCCCAGAAUGGAGCACCAAGGGUUCUUUUGCUAUCUCAGCUCUGGAGGUGCAAACACACGAAUCACUUUCCAGCUACGUCCAGGUGUGGCUGGGAGCCAUGCUGUGGUGUCAGGCAGGUAAUGCCUGUGCCACAGUCCCACCUCCCACUUCUCCCUCAGCCCAGUAACCAGGAUUGAUUUGGCUUUUCUAACCCAUCCGCAUACCACUUCCUUGCCCCCCCCAUCUUUCCCCUCCUGUGAGGGGUGGCAGCUUUUUGUGCCAACCCCUGCCCUCUCUACCGGCUUCUCUCUCUGUCCUCAGUGAAGAAGGGAACCAGGUAAAAAGGGGAAGGCAGGUAAUGGGCACACUCAGCCACUCUAGACUACAGACUGGUCGUGUACUCAGAGCCAGUGGGAGGAGAUGGAGGGGACAGUGGGCUUCUGGGCAGGAGCUUCCAUCCUUUGUCUCAAGCUUUUCUGAUCUUUUCCUGUAAGGUGGCUUCCCUCCUUCAGCUCUUGACACAGGAUCUUAAGAAAACAGCCCCAAAGUUCUGCAGGGAUGCAAAAAGGAACAUGGUGCUGCUUUACUGAGAGAUUUAGGCAGCGAUGUUCAAAGCAGAGUAUCUUUGAACCAGUUUGUGUUUUGUGCCUAAUAUAUCAGCCUCUUGAAAUUAGCAUCCUACUAAGCUGAGGAGGGUCAGUGGCUCUCUGGACAUCUAAUUUGCUCGUCUGUGGUAGGUUAGGAUACCAGGCUGAGCCUGGGCACUGCUGACUUUCUCGUGCUCCCAUAGUCAAGGACCAUCGAUGCCGAGUCAGUGCAGCACUGAUGCUGGGGCAGUGCCUGACAGCAACACGUGCUGCACCAGAAGGGAGAGGCAUGAGUUGCUUGUCCAUUGGGGACACCCCAAAGCAGUCUGUGUUACUCAGUGACACCUAAAAGGAGAACCUUGUAGAUUAGACUCACUUUUGUAGGCUCUUUAUCCAGAAGCAUGUGGUUCUUUGGCCUAGCGUCCAUUCGGCAACAGCUGACUGUGGCCUUUUCUCAUCUGGUAGGUAGGUAGGUUACAGAGGAGGGUGGACUGACCUGUCUGUUGUAUAAUAAAGUUGACAGGAUUCUGAAAAUUCUGCUGCUGCUUUAGCAACAGGCAGGUAUAUGCACUGCUUGCCACAUCGAGGGGAAAUAGUGUCAUUUGUAGCAGAAACCCAAUGGAUGCAUUUUCUCCCAGCCUAAAUGAAUACUUAUGUAUAAAAGCAGGCAGCUGUUGAAAGCUAAAAUUUUCAAAAGAUCCAAGCAGAGAAGCCUCCACUUCCUGCAUCUUCCUCUGCCUUUCCAAAAGAAGUUGUGAUGGUCUCAGCGUGAGCCUGUGGCUUCCUCUGUGCAUCUGAGCAUGUCGUGAUUAAGACGAGAUCAGUUUCUUGAAAAAAAUUCCUAGUCCCUCUAAUGUUGUCUGGGAUAUUUUUGCUGAUUCAUCCUUUCUAAAGAUUGAGACCAAGUAUCUCUGAUGUCAAGGAAGUUGGUGUUUUGGCCUCAGUUAUUCACUGUGAAUAUGCCGUGGUGAGCAUUCCAUCCUUUAGAGGAUGCAGAGGCAAGUUGAGGCUCAUGACUUUUUUUUCACCUUUCUGUAUCUUGCAGGUGUAGCAUACUUGCUCAGGGAGUGGGGAUCUUGGGGGACAGUUCAUCAGCCCAUCAGUUCUUAGCAGAAUCCCAUUCUUUGUUCAUCAGCCCAUCAGUUCUUAGCAGAAUCCCAUUCUUUGUCAUUCUGCCUGUGGCCUCAUUACUCGUGGAUGACCUUUUCAGUUUAAUAGAAUCUAACUAGAUCACACCAUUGAGUCCAAACCUGGUCUGCAAAGAAAAGUGGAAUACAACACUCCGGGAACAAGUUGGGAGGGAAACAAUUACGUUUUCUCUUUAAGCGUUGAGAUCUGUCAGAUGCAUUUGUGAGGCAAUGUAGCACUUUGUCUUAAGAAAAUCUAAGAGGAAAGAUUUAAUUUGAAAAACAGAACAGAAAAGGAAAACGCACAGAACCUUUCCCAGCUGUCAAAGUUCUCCUAUCUCGCAGUAACUUGUGAGUCACAUGAAGUCAGUUGAAUCCCGGAAGCGCUGCAGCAACCUGUACCCUUGGCGCUCUAACAGCAUAACUCGCUCCAGAGCGGAUGGGCGGGGCAGCAGAACUUAUUGCUGUUUCCUUUAAUAAUCAUUAAGCCAUAUCAUCAAAGGUUUUCGGCUUGAGAUGUGAAUUUGUUUUAUAGAUUAUAAAUAUACAGUGUAUGUAUAAAGCAGAAUGCCUGUCCUUCCUGAUUAUUUUUUU
Molecule: messenger RNA, 7473 nt
Organism: Cynocephalus volans (Philippine flying lemur)
Lineage: Eukaryota; Metazoa; Chordata; Mammalia; Dermoptera; Cynocephalidae
Gene: CRAMP1
Product: cramped chromatin regulator homolog 1
Exons: 21
Coding region: 196-3960 (1254 amino acids)
Biological process (GO): pattern specification process
Cellular component (GO): nucleus
Molecular function (GO): chromatin binding
Source: RefSeq, a predicted model, not a curated record